AAUGAGAUGGGACGAGCAGCCACAUUGUAUGAAGCACUCUUCAUCUAGUGCCCAGAAAGAAGUGAGGAUGACUCCUGCUUUCCAAGUCUUACUAUGUCUCUGCCUGUUGGGGAUGAGCUAUGCAGCACCCCAAGCAAGAAAUGUACGCUGGUGUGUGACGUCAGAUGCCGAAGAAGAAAAGUGCAAUGAUCUGGUGAACUCGUGCACUGUCAAGGAAAUUCUACUGAUAUGUGUGAAAAAAUCCAGCAUUGAGGACUGUAUAAAAGCUAUCAGUGCUGGAGAAGCAGAUGCUAUUUCUCUGGAUAGUGAAGAUAUUUACAAAGCUUCAUUAAAACCUUUUCAUUUGAAGCCCAUCAUGACCGAAACAUAUAUUUCCAAGAAAGAUAUCAAGUUAAAUCAGGGCCCUUGUCAAAAAGAACAUCAGCAUAUACUUGAAGGCGGACAACACAAGUGUGAUGAAACAGAAAGCACUCCAUGCUUGAGGCAUCGCCAGAGAGUGCUCGGAGCCAAGAAACUCCAUAUAGGUGAAUUUAUGCCAGAAUGUGAUGAAAAGGGUAACUACCUUUCCGAAGCAGUGUUAUGGUACCACUGGUUACUGUUGGUGUGUGGACGAACAUGGUGCUGAACUACCGGUUGGAAGAGCCAAACAGGGCAAGGUUAACAUAUCAGUGUGAAUAUACAGAAAGUAAAAAGCCCUGCAUGAAAGAACGCCGGAAAGUGCUCACUGGAGGGCAACCUUUACCAGGGGCUUUUAUACCGGAUUGUGAUGAGGAGGGCAACUACAGUCCAAAGCAGUGUCAUGGCAGCACCGGUUAUUGUUGGUGUGUUGACGAAAAUGGUGCAGAGAUUUCUGGUUCAAGGACUCCACCUGGACAACAGGUUCCAACAUGUGGAACUUAUGCUGGAGCAACUUGUAUAAAAGACAGAUAUAAAGUGCUUGGUGCAGGGGAAGCUAUAAGAGGAGUGUUUGUACCUAAUUGUGAUGAAAAAGGAGACUACAGACCAAAGCAGUGUCAUGGCAGCACCGGACACUGUUGGUGUGUUUCCAAAUACGGUGUAGAGAUACAGGGUACAAGAGCCGCACCUGGGCAGUCACCCCCUACAUGUGAGAUUCCAGAUCUUGUGAAGAGCCAUUAUGCAGUAGCUGUGGUGAAAAAAUCUAGUACAUUACAGUUUAACCAACUGAAAGGCAAGAGAUCUUGUCAUUCUGCGGUGGGAAAGACAGCCAGUUGGAUCGCUCCUUUGUAUGCACUCUAUAAGAAGAACUUCCUGUUGUGGGAUGGAUCUGAAGAAAAGUCUUUUGAACAAGCCGCUUCAGAGUUCUUCUCAGUCAGCUGUGCCCCAGGAGCCAAAGAGGAAAACUUGUGUAAGCAGUGUGCAGGAAAAGAAGAGAAGUGUAAGCGCAGUCCUGGUGAACCAUACUAUGGGGAUGAAGGAGCACUUAGGUGUUUGAGAGAGGAUAAAGGAGACGUGGCUUUUGUGGAACACACCGCUUUAUCAGGGCAAGAUUCAGACAAUCUUGAGCUUCUGUGUCCAGACAAUACUAGAAGUCCACUAAGUGAACAUAAAGACUGUAACUUUGGAAAAGUCCCCAGACAUGCUGUGGUGACAAGAAGCACUGGGGACAAGAGUAAGGAUAUCAUUGAGUAUCUUCUUGAAGCUCAGAAAAAAGAAUGCAAACUAUUCAGCUCCACUUGUGCUAAGGAUCUGAUGUCUGGAGACACUACGACAAAUCUGAUUGCUCUUCCAUCAGGAAUGGACGCUUUUCUGUUUUUGGGCCCAGAAUUGUUUAAUGCCAUGAAAACACUGCAAGGAGAACCUCUUCCUUCAAAGAACGAAAUACGCUGGUGUACACAAAACAAGAACGAGAAGAUCAAAUGUGAUGACUGGUCCGCAGUAAGUGGUGGUGCUAUUAAAUGCACAGAGCCAUCUUCUGCAGAUCAGUGCAUUGAGAAGAUUCUGAAACGUGAAGCUGAUGCAGUAACUCUCCAUACAGAACACAUGUAUACAGCACUGAAAUGUGGACUGGUUCCAGCAGUUGAAGGGUACUACAAUAAAGAUGAUUUCACCCCAUGCAAGACAGAUGGAGACUUCUAUACAGCUUUUGGUGGAACCUACACUGUAGCCUUAGUAAAGAAGAGCGACAAAGACAUCACAUGGAACAAUCUUAAAGACAAAAAGUCCUGUCACACUGGUGUUGGUCAUUGGACUGGAUGGAUGGUCCCUGUGAGCCAAAUUAGUAAACAGACUAAGAAUUGUGAUAUUGGGUCCUACUUCAGUCAGAGCUGUGCUCCUGGAUCAGCCAUUGAUUCCAAUCUCUGCAAACUGUGUAUUGGGGAUCCACAAAACACCAAAGCACAAACACAAUGCUCCCCAAGUGACAAAGAGGCUUAUUUCGGCAGUGCAGGGGCCAUCAGGUGUUUAGUGGAGAAAGGAGAUGUGGCUUUUGUGACUGACAGUGACGUAUUUAAAAACACAGAUGGUAACAACCCUGCACUUUGGGCAAAGGAUUUAAAAUCCACAGAUUUUGAGUUAUUAUGUCUUGAUGGCUCUCGAGCCCCUGUCACUGACUAUAGAAACUGCAAUCUUAAUGGCAACCCCAAUCUAAGUGUCGUUAGCCGGGAGGAGAAUGUCAAUGAUGUAGUAAGAAUUUUUCUUAAUCAACAAUCUCUCUAUGGCAGGAACGGAUCUCAGAAGGACAUAUUUCAGAUGUUUUCAAGUUACGGUGAAAACCUCCUCUUUAGUGAUGAUGCACAAUGCAUGAUAGAAUUUGACAUAAUAAAAGGAAGAGACUUGAUUGAUGAUAUUUUGGGCGAACACCUUUCAUCAACUAUGCUCAGAUAUAACCCAUGCUUGCCAAUAUCGGAACUACGGACAGCUUGCACCUUCCGUGCUGAGAAGAUCUAAAGAUCUAGUCCUGGUCAAGGAUUGUCUUAUAUAUUCAUACUCAUUUAUCUCCUUGUUAUUCACCAUAUAAAAUUUAUGUUCUGCCUUCAAUUGUUAUAUGCCUUUCAUCUUACAAUAAAUAGAUGAAAGAUU
Bufo gargarizans (Asiatic toad) is the source of this 3039-nucleotide messenger RNA. Its product is annotated as saxiphilin-like. The coding region runs from base 580 to 2907 and encodes 775 amino acids. Gene Ontology annotation, cellular component: extracellular region; recycling endosome; early endosome. The transcript has 21 exons. Gene Ontology annotation, biological process: antibacterial humoral response; iron ion transport. NCBI's taxonomy places the organism in Eukaryota, Metazoa, Chordata, Amphibia, Anura, Bufonidae. The record is from RefSeq and is a predicted model, not a curated record.